Messenger RNA from Aspergillus viridinutans, 678 nucleotides. RefSeq lists its product as uncharacterized. The coding region runs from base 1 to 678 and encodes 225 amino acids. Lineage: Eukaryota; Fungi; Ascomycota; Eurotiomycetes; Eurotiales; Aspergillaceae. The record is from RefSeq and is a predicted model, not a curated record. The transcript is spliced from 2 exons. Gene Ontology annotation, cellular component: DNA ligase IV complex. Gene Ontology annotation, molecular function: ATP binding; DNA binding; DNA ligase (ATP) activity. Gene Ontology annotation, biological process: DNA recombination; double-strand break repair via nonhomologous end joining; nucleotide-excision repair, DNA gap filling.
AUGUUCCAGGAUGCAGAUCAUGGCGCCUGGGAGGAUUACUGGAUUCCCCCAUCCUGUCUGGAUAUCUCUGGUGCGGACAUCCAUAUUUUCUCAAAGAGCGGCAGGGAUUCGAUCGGGGACCGCGCAGGAAUUCAUCAAGCAGUGCGAGACAGCCUCCAGCUUGGCACGACAGGCUGCGGGAUCGAGAAGCGGUGCAUCUUAGAGGGCGAGCUAUUGGUGUGGAACAGUGAAGUUGGCAGAAUUGAGCCGUUUUAUAAAAUUCGCCGUCACGUCCAACGAGCUGGACGUCAGAUUGGAACCGCUGGAGACUCCCCCAUCGCCGUGGGUGAGCGCCUUAUGAUCGUCUUGUACAAUGUCAUGCUGCUGGAUGACUUGGUCUACGCCCAACAGAGCCAAGAUAAGCGACGAGAUCUGCUUGAACAGCUGGUCCAUCGCAUCCCAGGCCAAGCCGAAGUUGGAUCCCGCCAAGUGAUACGAUUCUCAUCCACCGAUGCAGCUGAAAGUCUGCGCAAGGCAUUCUCUAACGCUAUAGCGCAGCGAUGGGAAGGGCUCGUUCUAAAGGUUGUCAUGAUCCCUGCUCGUCAUUCUGCCAGGACACAGCGUCCGACAAACUCAAGAAAGACAACAUUCCCGGCCUUGGCGACACAGCCGAUGUCGUUAUCCUUGAACUAUUUAUAG